Messenger RNA from Equus caballus (horse), 3704 nucleotides. Lineage: Eukaryota; Metazoa; Chordata; Mammalia; Perissodactyla; Equidae. The record is from RefSeq and is a predicted model, not a curated record.
GAGUUAAAUUCUUGGCGGGGGGGGGGGGGUAACGCCACGCCCCUACAGGAAGGAAGGCUGUGUGUGUGUUUAGGAAUAAAUUUAGAAGGGAGGAGGCGACGGGGUGGGCUCCCGGACUGAGAAAUUGGAACAUUGGGGCUGUUGCUGGCAGGACUUGGGCCUCUGACAUUCCAGGAGAGUGCUCUCGGGAGUGGCCCCAGGAAGGAGUUUGACAGAUUGGGAAUUACGUCUCUGGCAGUUUGGGAAGCAGAGUGGGAGGUGAGAGUGAGGGGAAGGGAGCAAAGGAUGCCUGUGAAAGGUGCCAGCAUCUAGGUCUGGAAUGGAUUUAGUUGAGUCGGGGAGAGCUGACCAACACCCUAAGAAGCUUGGGAAAUGUAGGGCGAUUAGUGUGUGGCACUAAUAAGAGGAGAACAGGAGGAGGAUGUUCCUUUCUGUAUUUCUUAGAAGACAGUCUCCACUCACCAUCAGUGCUUUUGGUUACUUUUCUUAGCGAGAAUGGGUGCUAUCCUUCCUUUAUCCUGAGCCAUAUAUAUGUGUACAGAUUGAUGAGGUGACUGUUUUGGGGUGCAGUAUGUGAGUGAAGUAGGUACUUUGUAUAAUCUUUGGAGUGUUUAAGGAAGAGUUUUUGAUGAUAAAGCAGAGUAAAGGAAUCUAAUUUAGGUAAGGAGUUUUAAGAAUCCAUUUGGGUGAUAGAUUAGAGAGUGUCAUAAUGUUUAAAUGUUCCGUAGAUUGAUACAGAAAUCAGCCUCCUGGGCCAUGCAGGUUCUAAGGCCUGUUUCUUCUCAUGAGCCCCAGCAGAAGACGGAUGGACCAUUCCUCACAGUGGAUGACUUCCCUUCCCUGAGCAGGAGAUGGGAUAGUGCCUGGGAUCUGCCCAUCGUCAGACUCUGGGCUUAAUAAGCCAGCUGAAUGAAGGGAUGUAACAGACCCUUGGGAGGGACACUGAAGCCUGCAGUGGGGGGGGAGGGGCCUGGACAUACCCCUUCCCCCCCAGACUCCUCCCCCUCAGAGUCCACUCAGCCAUGGACUUUGGACCCGGAUAAGAGGAAAGAAGCUGUACUUUGUUUGGUGUAUCCGAUUUGGAAUUCUCAGUUUCAGAAAUGGAGUUCUGGAUGGACGUUUGAUGGUCUCCAGGGGAGCAGCUGAGAGAAGAGAAGAAAGGUGCAUGGCUGCUGCCUAAUCCCAAAACCUAGAGAAACAUCCCUAGGACUGUGGGGAGUGAGCCAGGCAAGCCGAGGGCAGCCUCAGCCCCAUCCUUGCCUGCCUCCCCUGUGGGGGCCAGGAUGCUGAAGAAGCAGUCUGCAGGGCUUGUGCUGUGGGGUGCCAUCCUCUUUGUGGCCUGGAAUGCCUUGUUGCUCCUCUUCUUCUGGAUGCGCCCAUCGCCCAGCAGGCUGCCCUCAGAUGGCACUCUCGAUGAUGACCCCACUGGACUUACUCGCAAGGUGAUCCACCUGGCACAGGAUGUUGAGGUGGAGCUGGAGCGGCAGCGGGGGCUGUUGCAACAGAUCAGGGAGCACCAUGCUCGGUGGAGCCAGUGGUGGAGGGUACCCACUGUGCCUCCACCUGUCCCGCCACACGUGUCUGUGACCUCACUGCCAGCUGUGAUCCCCAUCCUGGUUAUUGCCUGUGACCGCAGCACUGUCCGGCGUUGCCUGGACAAGCUACUGCACUAUCGACCCUCAGCGGAGCACUUCCCCAUCAUUGUCAGCCAGGACUGUGGACACGAGGAGACAGCCCAGGUCAUCGCCUCCUAUGGCAGUGCAGUCACUCACAUCCGGCAGCCCGACCUGAGCAACAUUGCCGUACCACCCGACCACCGCAAGUUCCAGGGCUACUACAAGAUCGCAAGGCACUACCGCUGGGCCCUGGGCCAGGUCUUCCACAGAUUCAAGUUCCCCGCGGCUGUAGUGGUGGAGGAUGAUCUAGAGGUGGCGCCAGACUUCUUUGAGUACUUCCAGGCCACGUACCCACUGCUGAGGGCUGACCCCUCCCUCUGGUGUGUGUCUGCCUGGAAUGACAAUGGCAAGGAGCAGAUGGUAGACUCCAGCAAGCCUGAGCUGCUCUACCGCACAGACUUUUUCCCUGGCCUGGGCUGGCUGCUGUUAGCUGAGCUCUGGGCUGAGCUGGAGCCCAAGUGGCCCAAGGCCUUCUGGGAUGACUGGAUGCGCCGGCCUGAGCAGCGGCAGGGCCGGGCCUGCGUGCGGCCUGAAAUCUCCAGAACGAUGACCUUUGGCCGCAUAGGUGUGAGCCACGGGCAGUUCUUUGACCAGCACCUCAAGUUCAUCAAGCUGAACCAGCACUUUGUGCCCUUCACCCAGCUAGACCUGUCCUACCUGCGGCAGGAGGCCUACGACAAGGACUUCCUUGCCCGUGUCUAUGGCGCUCCUCUGCUGCAGGUGGAGAAAGUGAGGACCGGUGAGCGGAGUGAGCUGGGGGAGGUGCGGGUCCAGUACACUGGCAGGGACAGCUUCAAGGCCUUUGCCAAGGCCCUGGGAGUCAUGGACGACCUCAAGUCCGGCGUCCCGAGGGCCGGCUACCGGGGCAUUGUCAGCUUCCUGUUCCGGGGACGCCGAGUUCACCUGGCCCCCCCGCAGACCUGGGAGGGCUAUGAUCCUAGCUGGAAUUAGCAGCACCUGCCUUUCCCUCCUGGGCCUCUUUGCUGUGUCAUGGACUGAGGCAGGACUGCAGUCCCUGGCUGCAUCGUCCUCACUGUGUUUCUCUCUUGGGUCCAUUUAUCUUCUUUAUUUUUUUUUUCUUUUUUCGAAUGGCAUUCGAGUGCACAGAUGAUAAGGUGAGAGUUAUUCUCCCGUUUUCAAGGGGGUCAAAUCAGGGGAACCUUUCUGAGGUAUGACUGGAGGUAUUAAGCUUGUAGCGUCCAGGUUCCAGGUUUUCUUCUAGGACAUCUCCAGGGAGGUUGUCAACUUAAGCUCUCUUGACCAGGCCUCUUUUUCCUAUCCUGGCUCUUCCAGCCAGGGUAUGAGCCCUCUUCCUGUACCUGACCCCUUCCCCUAGUUGGAGGGGGGCUGGGUUAUAUGAGAAGGGGACGUAUUUCUGGCCAAAAUGACACUAACCAAAGGAGUUUCAUCAUCAGGGUCCGGGUGGAGCUGUUAGGUUGUCAGGGUUUACUGCCUUCCUCCUGUUUCUCUUCUUCCCCCCUCCUUAUUCCCGACUCCUCUUAGCUCUUUUUUCCCUGCAUUCUAGCAAUUCGUGAUUCUAAGAUGAAAAGUUGAAGGGAAGAAGCAAGACCUCUCCUCAGCUCAUCCCCGGCAGGGGGACGAAAGCCUUGGUGUGCUGGGGCACACCUCCCUCAUCCUGCCACAAAGAAACAGACUUUGUCUCUGGGUUUCAUCCUUUCUAAAACCGAUCCCUUCCCUGUCACUCUAGGAGGGUUCGUGCUGGCCUGGGGGAAGAGACAUUAGCUCCUUGUUCCCCUUUUCCCCAGGGGUUUGGUGCACAGGCUCCUCCCUGAGGCCCGUGGCUUCUGGUAGCCCUGUCAGUGUGAGGUAGAACAGUCAAGACAGGAUGGCCCUGGCCUCCCUCCCCUCUCCCCCAAGCAUUCCCAUGUCCGCUCAGAUGAGGAUGCAGGUGGCAGGUUGGAGAGCAAUGUGUGUUUUUUUUCUUUUCUUGCCUGACCUCAGUUCAUGGGAGAAAGUUGAAGCUACAGAAUUAUUUUCAAAAAUAAAGGCUGAAUUAUCUGAAAAACA